Molecule: messenger RNA, 1751 nt
Organism: Anopheles nili
Lineage: Eukaryota; Metazoa; Arthropoda; Insecta; Diptera; Culicidae
Gene: temp
Product: protein prenyltransferase alpha subunit repeat-containing protein 1
Exons: 3
Coding region: 1-1341 (446 amino acids)
Biological process (GO): protein prenylation
Cellular component (GO): cytoplasm
Molecular function (GO): protein prenyltransferase activity
Source: RefSeq, a predicted model, not a curated record
AUGGGGCAGGACGAUGAGGAUUCUGCUUUCAGCGAAAAGAUUAUUAAUGAGAUCGAUGCUGUAAUCGUGCGCGAUCUUGAUCUGGCUGGGUUUGAAAUCAUCCCGAUGCCGCUGAAUCAAAACAAGUCCCCAGUGAUCCACGUGGAACACCAUCUCGGUCUGCAAUCCUGGUGCGUUGAGUGCGUCUACGCGUACGCACAUCGUUUGAUUUUGCAAUACCGCAACGAAUGUCUCGCAUCGAACGCACUUCUGGCUGGUUGCGGGUCGGUCGCUUGGAAUGCGUCCGAAAAGAGCAAGCUAAACGUGGGUGGAGGUGGCCCCAGCAGCAACCCUGGCAAUGGAGGCAAUGUCGCAAUUAUUAAGUACCUAAAUUGUGCCAUACUGAUCAACCCGGAUGUGGCCACCUUUUGGAACAUGCGUCGGCAGCUGUUCGCGAAGAACCGCCUCGAUAUCUCAAAGGAAUUCCAAUUCUCGACGCUCGUGCUCAGCAAGAAACCAAAGUCGAAUGAAGCGUUCGCGUACCGGCGGUGGUUGUACCUAUUUCAGAGCUCCGAUGCCAUCGACUGGGCGUUCGAGAUAAGCUUGUGCGAAAAAUGUGCAGACAAGAGCAACACGAACUACCACGCCUGGUGCCACCGGCAAUGGGUUUUGAUGAAGGCUCCAAACCUGCUGAAGUACGAAGUGUACAAAACGGAAAAGUUCAUCCGUAAGCACAUCCACGACUACAGCUGCUACAACCAUCGGCAGUUUGUGCUGACGAAAAUGUUCGAAAUGUGCUACUAUGACGAGGAGGACUACGGUGUUGAGGAUGUCCAGAGCCAGGACACAGACGGGCAGACUGGCCACAGUCGUAAAUACAACGCUCUCUGUAGGCUGAUCGAAUUGCUGACCGGUGGCGAGGCACCGGUCGCCGAAGACACUACGAUGAGCAAUCUACUCCGAUAUUUGAUACCUGCCAUUACCAAAGAGCACGAUUUGAACCAGCUGCGAGUACACACCUUCCUGUACUGUUUGAACGUGGCUGCGUACGAUUUGCGUAUGUGCACCGAACUGAGCGUCCUGCAUAGCGUUUCGCAAGCCCUGGAAAACCACCGCAAGUUUAUGGUGAAGUUUCUCAUCGAUCGAUUGCGGAUCGGAUCGAGCUGGUUGCAGAAUACGCCCGCCACCAUGUACGGAAAUCCUGGCGAGUGUCAACAACCGUUGUCUAAGAUUACGCGGCUCGACGAAGACGCGAGCACGUUCUUGCAGGCAUUGAAGGCUGAAGAGCUGCGAAGGUCACGCGGAGACAUCCGGCACGGCCAAUGGUGCAAGUCUUUCCUGGGAAUCGAACUGGAGCAAUAAAGCCGAAAAGCUACUGGUGAAAAAGCUACUUUUCGCUUCAAUCAUGUUCCUAGUCAGAGCUGCUAUUAUUAUUGUACGGUUCGGAUGGUCGACUCCUGACGAAUUCCGGCCACGUUUGCGUUAUCCUUCACUCGGUUGCUAGAUCAAUGUGAUAAAGAUGUUAAGCUGUCGAGAACAGGAGAGUAGAAGUUAGUUAAGAUUAUUUUUAUAAUCAAAAGCAGAAAAGUAAACCAUGUAACAUGAUCUGUAACCAUUCUCACGGCAGAAAGUUUGGGCAACGCGAUGGAUAUGGAUUGUUCACGCUUACGCUCCCCCAUCAUCGAUGCUGCAGUGCACAAGCUCGAUUUCUUAAGUAGUAGCGAAUUUUACUUCCAAUAACAAUCAAUAAAUCAAUUUAUUUUUGAGAUAAA